UUACAUUGUUUCCUUCUACUUGUUCAGCUUCGCGCUCAACAUGUGCACCAUCCGACGAGUCGCAGCUGGCAGUACAGAUCUUUCGUCUCAUCGCAGCAAGGCCAGCAAGGCGCAAAAGUGUGAGCCGUUUCUUGAUGUCACACGAUCAAUGUUCAUGAACUAGAGGUUUAUACUUCUAUUCGUUGUUAGCCGCACUGAAAACCCGAGCCCGACCAAGAUCCUGAUCGCUUAUAUAUUUUGCGAAUUGAAAGAAAACAACAGUCCCGACGUCAGUAUAGGUUUUUGUGCUCCGGUGUCAGAGGCAUUUUCGUCGCUCGAGCAGGCAGACUCACUUUCAUUUCCCUGUGUUGUUUCCCCACAAGAAGUUUAGAACUUCUCCUUUGCCAGUACUGUGUAGUCUCGUUUAGUAGUAGUUGUGAACAAGCUUAUGUGCCAGUUGUACCAAGAACGGUCUAGUUGAAGAGUUUGAAUUACAACACCCAACUAAGUAGUACCGUCUUCCAAUAUGUCUUCGUCCCAGUACGGGAGUUUUUUUUCCUUCGCCCAACCCCCCGGAGUUGGAGCCCCGCCGGCACCCGGUGGCGCUGCUAACCAGCAACAGCAAGCAAACCAAGCACGACCUCCGAGCGCGAAGAAGGCACGAAGGACCUCUUCCCCCGGAAGCCGAAGCAAGGAUGUGGUUAUGGGCGGCACGACAACACUGGGUGGUGGAACGACAACUACAGCCGGCCCAGCAGCGGGCAAUAAAAUGUCCAUUACCGGCCUUCCCAAUUAUCCCCCAGCAGGCUCCAACAUGUUGAACCGUGCGUCCACCGCCACCAGCGGGUUUCCGACUGCUGCAACGGGGUUCGAAAAGACGAAAAACCGCCAGUGGACGGAAAAGUAUCGGCCGAAGAACUUGAACCAGAUCGCCGCGCAGAAGGACGCCGUGGACCUCUUGCGCGCGUGUUGCAAGGACCAGGAGUUCCCCUCUUUCCUCUUCCACGGGCCCCCGGGCGUCGGGAAAACCACCGCGGCGCUGGCGUUUUGUCGGGAACUGUUCGGAGCAGAUUUCGAUAAACGCGUGUUGGAAAUGAACGCGAGUGACGUAUUGAGAGGAAAAAUCCCCCCUCCCCAUAUCGAGCAGGUAUGUUUCCGAAAACUUGUCUUGCUGAUUUGAGACCACAAAUCACGCCCGUCUUGCAAGGAGCCAAUUGCAGAGGCUUCCGCGCCACUAUGGAAGCGACUUGGCAUGCGGUUGGGCCUAGGGGACAGCUGUUUGUAAUGCUAAACAACUAGACCCAGUCGCCCCUCCCUAGGCCGAGGAUCUGGCUGCGAUGCCGUAUUGCAAGACAGCGCGCAUCUGUGUACGAAAAUCCAGCAUCACAAACCUCGUCUCGAUAUGGGGAGGGGGGUUUUUCCUUCUGAUAUGACGAGCGCGGGAUCGAGGCCGUGCGGAGCCGGGUGAAAACGUUUUCGCAGAUCUCCUAUGGAUUGUAAAAAUGUCUGGGUCUGGAAACUUGUGAUGCUGUUAGUUUGUGCAUGACACAGGAGGUCUAGCAUGCAAGUCCUAGCAACACAGUUUUUGAGCAGGUUAGGCGAUGCCGAAUCCGCAUGACAAGUUCCCUCUUUUGGUAGCAAGAAGUGAGCAGCUUUUGCGGUCCAUGCAUGACAGAUUUUUUUCUGUUCUCAUAUACGCAUUAGAAGUUUACAUGUUUCCAGUCCCGGACAUUUUUACAUUUGAUAUCUCCUGUGGCGUAAGUGCGAGGCCGAACGAGAAGGGUGCUGGUGGAGGUGGGAAAAUGAACAUCAAAGUAUACGAUCUUUUUAGGUACUGAUGUAGGCGAUGAUGUUAAUGUGUCGCGUGCUGUUGGAUCCAGAUGAUGAAGAGGACGUAGACCAAUCAUGAACAACUGGUUGCAAGAUUUUUUUCCAUAUGCUUUCGCCACACCAACCUCAAGGUGAUCAUCCUCGACGAGGCAGACCAGAUGACGAAGGAAGCCCAGGGGGCCCUCCGGCGGAUCAUGGAGCAGUACGUGAAAUCGACUCGGUUUAUCAUCCUGUGCAACUAUGUCUCCCGUAUUAUCGAUCCGAUCCACAGCCGGUGCAUGAAGUUCGAGUUCAAAGCCUUGCCGGACAACGACCAUUUAACCCAGCUUCAAAAAAUCGCUAUCCUGUGCAAAAGUAUCGUACUCGUAUUGCAAUUAUGCAUUACAAAUGGCAAAUCAGCAUUACACAUGCUGAGGAAAUUUGUCAUGCAUUUAUACGAAUACGAUACUUUUCCACAGGAUAAUCGCGACCGCGGAGCAACUGACCGUCGCGCCGAACGACUUGUCGGUUUUACUAACGCUUUCCGGCGGCGACCUUCGGCGGAGCACGACGUUACUGCAGAUGGCGGCUGCGGUGGAUGGACAGGAGAAUAACAACACGCUGACAGCCGAUCAUUUCUACAAACUGUACCAGCGUGUCCCGCCGGAAAUUUUGCGGAAGUUGCUUCAUGAAGUGUGCUACAUUAAGGAACACCCAAGAGGUUUGAUCGAGGUGAAUAGUUUCGUCGAGCGCCAUCUGAUCCGCGAAGGGCAUUCGUUUGCCAAGGUGAUGGACGAUUUGUUUGAUUAUGUGAGGCAGCGAGGGGCCUACGCGGCGCUGAAACUGGAUCCGAAUUUUCCGGAAAUCUCGGCGAUGCGGGUUGCAUACAUCUCCAGGUUGAUCGCGGAGUGCAGUUAUGCAUUGCAAAAGUAGCAUCGCCAUCGCCCACUAAGAAGAAAGAUUGCAUCUGCAUCACAAAUAUGUUGUUCAGUCGCUUAGUACGAAUUUCCAGCUGGAAAUCGAAAGUCGCGCACGUUUUGGGCCGUGUGGGGGAGCGAAGUGUCUUGUUCCCGACCUGACUCAGCAACAGCAGCGCGCAUGACUGCAAUUACCUUCUAAUAUACGAGUGCGAUAUAAUGACUUUUGCAAGCCAUAACAGUGAGAAAGUGACGAUUUACCGUAGUAGUGAGUCCGUGCAAAUGCGGUACUUAUUCCAGCAAAUCCGGAUGACGUUGACCCACCCGUCCGACCCGUCGGUGCCGAAGCCUUUUCCGGAAGAGCUGGUGAAGUUGACGCAGAUAGCGGGUGGCGCAUAACAUCAGGAGCGGCCCUGUGAAAGGAUCGUACGAUGAACAAAGCGUCAACCACUUACAAACAACUUCACAUCAGAGUACGCGUUCUGUCAUAUAGACACGACGGCACUUAGCGACCUUCCAAUAACAUCCACAAGACGACGGUGCCCUACUUGCCUAAGGCAGAGAACACUCGAAAUGGAUGCACAGUAACGUAGCUGUGUUCAUCAUCUGUGCGAGAUAUUCGGUGACUCUGUACUAGUGGUCGACAUCAGGAUCAUGAUAUGCUUCAACUAUGAUUUCGGUUAAUGCAGUUGCAGCUCGGCAUACGUGAGCAUUUUUGGAGAGUGGUAGGGUAGAUGAAGAGUUCAUCACGGUAACAAGGCAUAACCAUGCG
Molecule: messenger RNA, 3477 nt
Organism: Amoebophrya sp. A120
Lineage: Eukaryota; Dinophyceae; Syndiniales; Amoebophryaceae
Source: the annotation of a GenBank genome assembly